This is a messenger RNA of Neoarius graeffei (lesser salmon catfish), 2792 nucleotides long. It is a transcript of the gene hspd1, whose product is annotated as heat shock 60 protein 1. NCBI's taxonomy places the organism in Eukaryota, Metazoa, Chordata, Actinopteri, Siluriformes, Ariidae. Gene Ontology annotation, molecular function: ATP binding; ATP-dependent protein folding chaperone; protein-folding chaperone binding. The transcript is spliced from 11 exons. The coding region runs from base 114 to 1838 and encodes 574 amino acids. Gene Ontology annotation, cellular component: mitochondrial matrix; mitochondrial inner membrane. Gene Ontology annotation, biological process: positive regulation of type II interferon production; protein refolding; T cell activation. The record is from RefSeq and is a predicted model, not a curated record.
AGUGGAGCUACUUGUAUUGCAGCAGGAGCUCUCUCUCUCUCUCUCUCCUUGUGUUAUAUCAUUCUCUCUUCUCUCUGUUCUUCAGCGGCUUCGGUUCCAGCCUUUGCUAAAAGAUGCUGCGCUUGCCCAGUGUGAUGAGACAGAUGAGGCCAGUGUGCAGAGCUCUAGCUCCACACUUUACCCGCGCCUAUGCUAAGGACGUAAAAUUUGGAGCUGACGCCCGGGCACUCAUGCUCCAGGGAGUGGACCUGUUGGCAGAUGCAGUGGCUGUUACUAUGGGACCAAAGGGUCGCACAGUUAUCAUUGAGCAGAGCUGGGGCAGCCCAAAGGUCACCAAAGAUGGAGUCACCGUUGCCAAAAGCAUUGACCUUAAAGACAAGUACAAGAACAUUGGAGCCAAGCUGGUGCAGGAUGUGGCUAAUAACACAAACGAGGAGGCAGGUGACGGCACCACCACUGCCACUAUACUGGCACGGGCCAUUGCCAAGGAGGGUUUUGAAACCAUCAGCAAAGGUGCCAACCCUGUAGAGAUCCGCAGAGGAGUUAUGCUCGCUGUGGAAACAAUCAUCAAUGAGCUUAAGAAGCUGUCCAAACCAGUCACUACACCUGAGGAAAUUGCUCAGGUGGCAACUAUUUCUGCUAAUGGAGAUGCUGAAGUUGGCACGAUCAUUUCCGACGCCAUGAAGAAAGUGGGACGUAAAGGAGUAAUCACUGUAAAGGAUGGAAAAACUCUGCAUGAUGAGCUGGAGAUCAUUGAAGGCAUGAAGUUUGACCGUGGCUAUAUCUCACCCUACUUUAUUAACACAGCUAAAGGUCAGAAGUGCGAGUUCCAGGAUGCUUAUGUGCUUCUGAGUGAGAAGAAGAUAUCCAGCGUCCAGAGCAUUGUGCCAGCCCUGGAGAUUGCUAACCAGCACCGUAAACCUCUGGUCAUUAUAGCUGAGGAUGUAGAUGGCGAGGCUCUUAGCACUCUUGUCCUCAACAGGUUGAAGGUUGGACUGCAGGUGGUAGCAGUAAAGGCCCCAGGCUUUGGAGACAACAGGAAGAACCAGCUGCAAGACAUGGCAAUUGCUACUGGAGGAGCCGUGUUUGGCGAUGAGGCUGUUGGCCUAGCUCUCGAGGACCUACAAGCACAUGACUUUGGCCGUGUGGGCGAGGUGGUCGUGACCAAGGAUGACACCAUGCUGCUGAAGGGCCGUGGUGACCCAGCUAGUAUUGAGAAGCGUACCAUUGAAAUUGCUGAGCAGCUGGAGAACACCACCAGUGACUAUGAAAAGGAGAAACUCAACGAGCGACUGGCCAAGCUCUCUGACGGAGUGGCUGUACUCAAGGUUGGGGGAACAAGUGACGUGGAGGUCAAUGAGAAGAAAGACAGAGUGACUGAUGCUCUGAAUGCCACUAGGGCUGCUGUCGAAGAGGGCAUUGUUCUUGGAGGUGGAUGUGCUCUCCUGCGCUGCAUCCCUGCCCUGGACCUCAUCAAACCUGUCAAUGAUGACCAGAAGAUUGGUAUCGAUAUCAUCCGCAGAGCACUGCGCAUCCCUGCCAUGACCAUUGCCAAGAAUGCAGGAGUGGAGGGCUCUCUGGUGGUGGAAAAAAUUCUGCAGAGUGACUCUCAGAUUGGUUAUGAUGCCCUUAACGGCGAGUACGUCAACAUGGUGGACAGAGGAAUCAUUGACCCUACAAAGGUGGUAAGAACGGCACUGCUGGAUGCUGCUGGUGUUGCUUCUCUGCUCACGACAGCAGAGGCUGUGGUUACAGAGUUGCCCAAGGAGGAGAAGGAAAUGCCAGGAGGAAUGGGUGGCAUGGGCGGGAUAGGAGGGAUGGGUGGCAUGGGAUUCUAAACUCCACUACCACAUGUGCCAUACAGACUUUAAGGUAGGGAGGGUGAGGGUAGGGGCCACAUGUUAACCCUUCCUUUGUUCCCCCUCACCUGCCCAGGAGUGUGACAAAUGCAGAAGAAAUGGGUGAACCACAUUCUUCUCAAAACCAUGUCUGAUCUCGCCUCUCCACUCAGGGCUGAAGCUGACCUGACCCUGUUGCUCAGAAGAAAAGUAUCAAGUGACCUGUGUGAUCAGUCCAUACACAACAUGCUCAGUUUAAUCAUUGGUUAAUAUGGAAAGCAGCAAGAAUGCUCUUUUAAUUUGUCCUGUUUAAGCACUGAGUAAAUGGUAUUAAGGUUGGAGUACUUGUUGCUAAAUGUAAAUCUCUUGUAUUUAAAAAGCAACAGAAGCAAUUCACAAGGGUUGAAAUCUGCCUCUAGAUGGAAAAGCAAUGUGUUGAACUUGAUCUGGAUGUCAGCAAAUUCCUUUUUUUUUUUUUUUUUGUUCAGUUUCUUUUGUGUAUGUAAUGUUUACACCUGUUCUAAACAUUCACUUGUUGGUCAAGGCAAUUAAAAGUAUCUCACUGAAGAAUUGCAUGCUUGGAGCUGUUCUUGAUGUAAAGUAAAUCAACAUUAUAAAUGCUGAAAUGAGCUGCUUGCAUAGAAUACCAGGAGCCAGAUGUAAGCGUGUUAGGUCUAGAUUCUGUCACUUGUCUUUUGUCUGAUGGGCUUCUGGGGAUUGGUCUUUCUUCAGCUGUGAUGGAAGCUACUAGAAAUGGAGUUUUGCAUAAAUUUGAAGAGCAGUCUUAAAGAAGCUGUCCAUGAGCAGGUCACAAUGCACACCCUUGUAUGUCCAGUGAUGGUAUUUAAGACUGCUGUUCAGCAUAGAAUAAUAUUCACAGUGAAAACCUUCCAGCUUUUAUUUUUCAGUUAAAGUUACAAAUGUAUGGCAGUAAAUCAAUGUUUUGUACAAUAA